AUGGAUAUGCCUAGAAAAAUUAAGAAUUGUUGGUCUUUUUGUUGGUCAAUUGAGCGUUUUGAGAUAGAUCUGCCUCAGCGACGCAUUCCCGACAAUUGCGACAAUUUCGCUCAAGUCGAUCAAAACAAAUCAUCUUUGAGUCGUCGACCCCAUCUAUACGAACAUGAUCAGCGUGAAUACCUUAAUCCACUUUACAGCCAAAUGCACGACCCUCCAUCUUCUCAUCACUUUCCACACCAACGAAGUAGACCUCGUCCACCGGCCUAUGAAAUGGGAGACGAGGAGAUUACUUGUCGAAUGUGGAAGGAGCUUAAGGUUGCGCCCCAAUGGACCUUGACUGCACCUACCACCCCAUCCUCAUUAUCAAUUCAGACAAUGUCGACUUCACCGCUUCCGAUACAAUCCAUGUUAUCUAGACGGGAAAGGACACCUGAAUCCGAGAGGAGGAAUGGCUUUUAUAUUAGCACUUCAAGAGAAGGUUGCCCUGAUCGAAGUUCUAAGAUUAGGCAAAGUUGCCCACCAACUUCAAAUCCUGGACGGUCGUACCUGAGUCAUGCCGUUGGCAGGGAAAGAGAUAUGGAGACAACAAGUGCGUAUUACAGCAAACCACUUACUUCGCAAAUGGAGUAUCUCCAUCGUAAUAUGUUAUAG
Messenger RNA from Rodentolepis nana, 651 nucleotides. NCBI's taxonomy places the organism in Eukaryota, Metazoa, Platyhelminthes, Cestoda, Cyclophyllidea, Hymenolepididae. The record is from the annotation of a GenBank genome assembly.